Molecule: messenger RNA, 1389 nt
Organism: Raphanus sativus (radish)
Lineage: Eukaryota; Viridiplantae; Streptophyta; Magnoliopsida; Brassicales; Brassicaceae
Exons: 3
Coding region: 1-1389 (462 amino acids)
Molecular function (GO): protein binding
Source: RefSeq, a predicted model, not a curated record
AUGCCGGCCUCUUUCAAAGUCGAAGUCUUUUUGUCUGUCUUUGUGUCGUCUCCUGUCUCCACCGCAGUGGCAGCUCCGGAACCAGACCCAGACACCGUAAACGAGGCAGCGCACCACAAAAACCUAGCGGAAUCUUCAUUCACUUCCGGCGACCUGGCGUCAGCUCUUAAUCACGCGCGUAAAGCCCUCACCUUGUCUCCUGACACGGAAGGCGUAUCCUCCAUGGUCACCGCCUCCCCCGGAGAAGAUACUCAAGAGUGGUACAAGAUUCUAAAGGUAGAGCCUUUCUCUCACUUCAGUACCAUAAAGCAGCAGUAUAGGAAGCUAGCUCUGUUGCUGCGUCCUGAUAAGAAUCCGUACGUUGGGUGCGAGGAAGGGUUUAGGCUUGUGAGUGAGGCUUUUAAGGUUUUGGAAGAUAAGGUUAGGAGAAGUGAGUACGAUAAGAAGCUGAGGGUUAGGAUUCAGGGCGAGAUUGGUGCUUGUGAUGGUGGUGGUGACGAAACGUCGACGUUUUCGACCGUUUGCAAGGAGAAUUUUGAGGCAAAGGAAGAAGAUGGAGCUUGUGCUUCCAAGAUCAUAACUUAUAGUAGGAGGAGGAAGAGCGUUGGUGAAAGUCUGAGGAGAGUGGAGGAAGCAGAAGCUUUGAAUGCAUCUCAGAGUUUGGAUGAAGAGAUGAUGACUUUAGCAGAAAUGCAAUCAGUGCUCAAGAGAAAUAAACUGAAAAGUAAUAAGAAGAAGACUAACCACAAGGAGUUAAGUGAGGUAGUGGAUUUGGAGUACGUGCCACGCACUGAUAGGAAGAGGGAUCUUAGCAAGUGGAAUCAAGAAACCUACAUGGAAGACGAGGAUUUUGAUUUUGAUUUUGAUAAAGAGAGGAUGCCGAGGAGCUUCAAGAAAGGGCAGGUUUGGGCGAUAUACGAUGGCGGUGGUGAUGACAACUUGCCUCGGAGUUACUGUUUGGUAACUGAAGUCGUCUCUGUGAGCCCUUUCAAGGUGUGGAUAAGCUGGUUGGAUUACGAGAGCGAGAAACUCAUCUCUUGGAUGAUGAAGAACAGCUCUUGUGGGAGGUUCCGUGUUUCAGAAGAUAAAGCUUUGAUCGAGGAGCAUGUGAAACUCUUCUCUCAUCUUGUCAACUGCGAGAGGGUUGCGAUGCGUAUGGGUUGUUGUGUGGCGUAUUUGGAGAAGGUUAAUGAUGAGAGCUUGUUCAAGAGACGGGAUUACGGGUGUAAUUCGGUCAGGUGGAUUGACAAGGAAGAUGUUGCCGCCUUGCUCUCUCAUCAGAUUCCGGCUAAGAAGCUGCAGGAGGAUCGAUCUGGAGAUGGUCUUGUAAGAGAGUCUUGGGUGUUUGAUCUUGCUUCUGUUCCUCCUGCUUUGGUUUCUGCCACUUAG